CCGCCGUAAAUGUGCGCGUCGUGCUCGCUGACAGCAGCCAUUGUGGUUGGGGAAUAUGGCUGUCGGUCACAUUCGUGGGGCAGUCUUUCGGCCCUCGCUUAGGCUUCUGUUCCACAGACACGGGCACUCUGAGGCAGCACCAUCCGCAACGGUACAAGCCAAGACUGUGACAUUUUGUCCUCCUGCUGCUUCACAAUAUGACUGGAUUGGCCCUCCUGACAGAAAUUCCAACCUGAGACCCAUAUCUUAUUUUAUUCCAAAGCACGAGUCUGUGCUUGAGAAAAAACUUAGGACAUUGAGGCACGAAACGCAUGAAUGGAACCAAAGUUUUUGGGCAAAUCAGAAUCUAAGCUUUAUAAAGGAGAAAGAAGAAUAUAUUAAUAUGAAACUUAAAGCUUUAGGAUUGAGUGAAAGAGAUGAAGAGGGAAGGAAAAGAAACCUGAAUGCAGAGGAAAUGGCUGAAUUCUAUAGGGAUUUCCUUGGGAAAAAUCUUGAAAAGCAUACAUCCUACAACAGAGAAUGGUAUGAGCGGAACUUUAGAAUAACCUUUCUGAUGGGUCAAGUUGCACUGCAGAGAGUUUGGAAGAAACUGUCAAAAAAAGAAAGAGCGACUGAAACGUGAAACUAAUUAUGUUAACCAAAAUAAAACCAUUUGAAACUGUAUAUCUUAGGCAUCCCAUGUUGCAUAUUGUAUUUUUGAAGAAGCUCCUGUUUCUAAUCUGAUGGGAUUCAGAGAAGCUGGUCUAGUAAAUCACAAUUGAGUAAUAAGCACAAACAUACUGUGUAAAGGCCUGUUUAAUUAAAGGUGAUAACGAUGUAUCACUGCAGUAUAUUUUCUUAAAAUAAAUGUUUCAGCCUGUUGA
Molecule: messenger RNA, 863 nt
Organism: Xenopus laevis (African clawed frog)
Lineage: Eukaryota; Metazoa; Chordata; Amphibia; Anura; Pipidae
Gene: coa8.L
Product: cytochrome c oxidase assembly factor 8 L homeolog
Exons: 5
Coding region: 56-622 (188 amino acids)
Biological process (GO): intrinsic apoptotic signaling pathway
Cellular component (GO): mitochondrion; mitochondrial inner membrane
Source: RefSeq, a predicted model, not a curated record